Molecule: messenger RNA, 2177 nt
Organism: Prorocentrum cordatum
Lineage: Eukaryota; Dinophyceae; Prorocentrales; Prorocentraceae
Source: the annotation of a GenBank genome assembly
AUGGCGGGAUGGGGGUGCCGCUCCUGCUGUGCUUGGAACCGCGGGGCCAAGGCGAAGUGCUACCACUGCAGCGCCCCCAAUCCUGGGCUCCCAGGGUUCAGCGGAGGCCCAGGGCCUGGGCGCCGCGGCGCCCCUCGCGGGGCAUGGGCCUGGGGCCCUGGCAAGGCCGCUGCUCCGCCCUGGCGCCGCCAGCCUGCCGCCCCGCCGGCGCCCGCCGUGCUCGACGACCAGCAGCUGGAGUGCUGGGUGGCCAUGGAGGAUGAGAAGUUCGCGCAGCUCGCGUCUGUCCUCGGCCAGUCCCUGCGCGACAGGAUCACGCAUCGGCGCCGCCUGCGCGCUGCUGGCGCGGAGAACCCCCGCGGCAAGGACCUUCCGCAGCCCGUGGUCAAGGCGCAGCGCGCGGCCCUCCAGGCGACCCAGCGCCUCGAGCGGGCUCAGCAGGCGGCCCUGGAGGCGGCUGAGGAGCUCGAGGCGGCCGAGGCGCAGCUCGUCGCGGCUCGAGUCGACCUGGAGCAUGCGAAGCAGGACGCCGCCGCGGACACCGCUGGCGGGGACCAAGGGGGACCUCCUGUCUCGGCGUCGACGUGGGACGACCUCGGGAAGCUUGCGGGCCUCGUCAACCAGCUCGCGGCCACCUACGAGGACCAGUUGGCCCAGGUGGCGGCAGGCAACAAGCCGCCCGACAGGCCGCCGAUGGAGGGCUGCCUGGGGGCCCGCCAGCUGACGUCGCCAUGGGAGCUGCACCUGCCGGAGGAUGCGCUGACACCGCGCAGCGGCUUCGGGACAAAGCAGCGGCUGCAGAACGACUACGGCGAGACGUCAGGAACGGGACCAGCCCGUACUAAGGCCAGGAUGUUCUUCGGGAAUAUCACCCAGUACGGUCCGACAGCCCGCAGGUUCCUGGAGGGACACGGAGCGGGCUUCGACGUCGUAGCGGCUGGUCGGCCGCCCCCUUUCUUCGGCAUCGUCCCAAUGGUGCGGCACCUGCUGCAAGGCAACGUCCUCGCCGUGGUGGCGCAUCUGGCGUCGGGGCUUCGGUUUCGCGGAGCCAACCAUCAGCGGCUCGCCUCGCUGGCGGCCUUCCUCUCGCUCAUGAAGGACCCCUUCGUGAUCGUUGGCGAUUGGAACGUUGAGCCGACGGAUUGGGGCAAGACGGAGCGGUUGCAGCGGCUCGGGGCCACCGUCGCGGCGCCAGCGAACGUGCGCACGACGUGCGACAAGGGCAAGGGCAAGCUGUACGACUACGUGCUCGCCUCGUCGGGGUACGCCGAGCACGUCAACGCGGUCGCGGAGCCCUCCGCGCCGCGGCGCACGCACUGCGGGCUGGUCAUCGAGCUCACGUCCAGCAACCGCCGCUGGUACCACCAGGCGCUGGCGCUGCCCUCAGCGCUGCCCCUUCGAUGCCCUCCGAAGGUCGCUGCUGGCCCCGGCAGCCGCAGGCAACGCAGGCUUGCAGUGCAGGCCAGCAAGCGGCGCGAGGCGUUGCCAGAGGAGCUGCGGCAGUCCCACGACGCGCUUCUGUCGGAGGCCGACGGGCCUGGCGGGCCAGCUGCUGCAGGCGACAUCGUGCACGCCCCGUUCCCGCUGCCCGACUACACGGCCCCGUGGACUGGGAGGUGGUGCAGCGCUGGUGGCGGCGCUUGGAGUGUUGCCCAGUGCUGCGGAGACGCGCCCUCCGCGGCAACCGCCCCCGUUGCGGUACGGCGUACGUCCAUGGACGGCGACGUGGAUCCCAUGGAUGCGCUGCCAGACGAGUACGACGGCGGCUUCGUUGAGCCUCCCGAGCACGACCCAGCCCCUUGCGGCCCAGUGGCGGAUGCGAAGUCGGCCAUGUCGCUCGACACCGAGUGCGCUGCCGCCGUGCAGGCUCAGAAGCCCAGCAGCCAGCGGCCCGCCGACCAGGACCACUUCCUGUUCGCGCGAGUGCCGCUCUCCACUGACCGCGUCUUGCAGGUCUACGCGCAGUGGGUUGGUACCCUCGAGGAGGCGCUGAUUCAGACGGAGCAGGUCGCAGGUCGCAGUGCGGACACUAUGCGAGGGCGUGGUCAGGGCUAUCGCAUCGAGGAGCGCAGGAUGAAGAGCACCCCUGGCCGCGCCCACCUGCUGGACCCCGUGCUGGAGGGUUGGCAGACGCUGUGCACCUUGCUGGUCCGCCUCGUCGCGCUGCUGACUAACGG